Leishmania braziliensis MHOM/BR/75/M2904 is the source of this 1932-nucleotide messenger RNA. RefSeq lists its product as hypothetical. The transcript has a single exon. NCBI's taxonomy places the organism in Eukaryota, Euglenozoa, Kinetoplastea, Trypanosomatida, Trypanosomatidae. The record is from RefSeq and is a predicted model, not a curated record. The coding region runs from base 1 to 1932 and encodes 643 amino acids.
AUGGCCCAUGUGCUGCAGAAAUGCGCCCAUGAGCUCGGCAUAUCGCUGAAUGCGACAGGCGUGUACUACACAAAAGGGAAGUUGCCGAGUCGCGCAAUGACGUCGAUCGAUGGGGCCCCCUUGGCAGCGAGCAUAGGCGGCAGCGUCGGCAAGGCUGGUAAAAGCAAUAGCGAUGGCACCGUGAAGGAGGGCCAAACCGCAACCAUGAAGGCUAACACUGACGGCGGCGACGUGCCCAGGGCAGCUGCGCGCACUCCCCUCCCCCUAACAUCUGCAGACAUGAACGCUGCCGUCCCUGAAGGGACUUCUUCCAACUCGAAGAAGGUGGGCCCUGUGGACUUCUUCUUCGACGUUUGUUUGCACGAAAUACCGAACCCGCCGCGAGACUUCGAUGUGACCCCGUCGGCACUCGUAGUGGAUGGGACGCACUCGAGCGCCAAUGGCGCCGUCAUCGCGGUGCGGGAUUUCGUCUCGCACAUCCCAUCCUUCUUCGUUCCGGUGACGGAAGUGGUGGCGAACAUGCCCGGCUACACAGCGGAGCACCUUGAGGUGUACCUGAAUGUCAAGCCGUUGGAGUUGGUGACCGUGGCCGGAGAGCGCUACGUGCGGCUGUAUGGCAGCUUCGGCGAUCUGUCACUGAGUGGGACCGAGGUGUCAGAGAAACUGUACGCACGCUACCGCCCCAAUGUGGCCCUUGUAGCGACCCUUGAAGCCGCCUUUGAAGGCAUCUACGACAAGUGGAUGCCGCUGCCGGAGCUGCUACGCCGUGUUGGACCGAAUGUGGCGGCGCAGCUGCCUUAUCAAGGCCCCGCUGCCAUCACAUACUUCGCCCAGAUGCAGCACCGCUUUGCAUUCGCAGUACGUGAUGUGCCGAUAAUGGGCGACAGUGCAGACGGGGUGCCGUCGUCGCCGAAGUUCACAACCGAGGCUGCGGUGCUGCUGCGGAAGCCCGGCUACUCCAACCUGGAUGCGGGGUCAACCCCAACCCCAAAGAGUUUCCAGGUACUGAUGGGCCUGGUGCCGGGUGACAAGCAAGUCGACAUUGACGUGGUCAGGGGUCAGCUCACCUCUGAGGUGCGCGCAGAACUCAACAGUUACUACAACGGACUGGAAGGAUUCUUCGCCGCUCACAAGCCAGUCUUCUUCGUUCCGCCAGAGAUACCGACAGUGGUGAUGCGGAUGCGUUAUCGACUGCGCACCCAACGCGCGAAGCUGCCGCUGGAGGAGCAGCUGCGCAUUGCCACGGAUGCCCGCGAUAAGCCACGCGUUCGAGCUCUGCGCCGCAAGAUUGCCUUCCGUGACGACCCGUCUCACCCGCUCCACGACCCAGAAAACCUGGCGAAAGAGGUGAGCAAGCACCUUCCCCACCACGGCUUCGUGAGCCUCAAGUCAUUUCUAAAGCGCAAUCUGCCGGAAGAGCUGUUGAUGUACAUGCCCAGGCGCAUUCGAAGCUUUUUUAACAACUAUCCGCAGUACUUCACCCAGUUCGAGUACCAGAGCCCCGGUACGUGGUGCCUCUGCCGACCCGAUCAACCCCUGCCGCGCGGAGUGAUUCGACAGAACUUUAGCGAUGGCGAUCUUCUCCGGCUCAUCGCCGAGUUUCUUCAGCAGCGCGGCGCUCGCGCGGCGUCCGUGGUCCACAUGAACCUCCCCUUCGGUGCCCAGGAAGUGAUUCGGCGCAGGUACGGUGGUGUGUACUUCUUCGUGAUUCGCUACCCCCAGUACUUCAACGUUGUGCUCAAGACGGACAGGCAAAACGUGAAGAGCAGUGCCGUGGUGCAUCUCAUCCAGGUGCCAACCCAAGAGCUGUCGGACGCCACCAUGGCGGCAAGUGCGACUUCCUGGAACAACCCGAACGCACCAAGCCAUGGCGGUGAUGACCAUGAAGGUGGCGACGGCUACGACGAUGAGGACCUUGACGGCUUGGAUUAA